This is a messenger RNA of Brettanomyces bruxellensis, 297 nucleotides long. RefSeq lists its product as uncharacterized. Bases 1 to 297 code for a protein of 98 amino acids. The record is from RefSeq and is a predicted model, not a curated record. The transcript has a single exon. Lineage: Eukaryota; Fungi; Ascomycota; Pichiomycetes; Pichiales; Pichiaceae. Gene Ontology annotation, cellular component: cytoplasm.
AUGGGAAACUGGAUUCACUAUACAAUAGACUUUUUGAUGAUCUCCAUGAUCUUGGCCGGCAUCAAGGAGGUGACUGGUUACUCGCUUGCUCUUAAACAUAUUGCACAUACCAAGGAUUCUAUUGCUGUCUUAGACAAAUAUUUAGGUCUAGGUGAAAAGCUUUUUGCAUGGAGUUGUCGUUGGGCUAAGAAUAGCAACUCAUUCAAGUUAACGCAAAUUCCAGGAAAGAACCAGAUAAAAGAUGUGAUUGAUGCAUCCAAAAAGUUGGUAAACAUCGAUUCCAGUGAUAGAAAAUGA